This is a messenger RNA of Cokeromyces recurvatus, 559 nucleotides long. Its product is annotated as acyl-CoA N-acyltransferase. Bases 70 to 522 code for a protein of 150 amino acids. Gene Ontology annotation, molecular function: acyltransferase activity, transferring groups other than amino-acyl groups. The transcript has a single exon. NCBI's taxonomy places the organism in Eukaryota, Fungi, Mucoromycota, Mucoromycetes, Mucorales, Mucoraceae. The record is from RefSeq and is a predicted model, not a curated record.
UUUAAUAACUAUUCUAUUAAAAUAAGAAUUUUCUUUUGUUCUUGUUUUUAUUUAUUUAUUUAUUAUUUUAUGCCCGAUAUAAUCAUCAAACAACUAACAAUAAAAGAUAUUUCACUAUCUAAUUCAAUUAUUAUUGACCAACUCUUAUCUCUUUUAAAACAGCUUUCUUCUUCUUCUUCCAUCACAUCACAAACUAUUCUUGAUGCCAUUCAAAAUCCUAAUCUUACUUUAUUAGUUGCAACUUGGGAUGAACAGAUCGUUGGAACUGCAUCCAUGAUCACUUUAGCUUGUAUGACAGGAGUUCGAGUUCAUCUUGAAGACGUUGUGGUUGACUCCCAUUUUCGGGGAAAGGGAGUGGCGACGUUAUUAGUGAACAAUAUCAUUGAGCGUGCGAAAAAAAUAGUGGGCGCAAAAACGUUGGACCUUACUAGUCGACCUGAAAGAGAAGCUGCAAAUCGCCUUUAUAGGAAUUUAGGGUUUCUUAAAAGAGACACAAAUGUAUAUCGACUCAAUUUACAAUAACCAAUGAUACUUGAUUUCCCCACACUUUUUUUUUUUU